Molecule: messenger RNA, 2910 nt
Organism: Zerene cesonia (dogface butterfly)
Lineage: Eukaryota; Metazoa; Arthropoda; Insecta; Lepidoptera; Pieridae
Exons: 3
Coding region: 1-2910 (969 amino acids)
Molecular function (GO): nucleic acid binding
Source: RefSeq, a predicted model, not a curated record
AUGAAGGGACUCAAGCUACGCCAACAGUCGAUACCCGAGUCACUACUUCAGUACGAGCACCUGCGCGAUAUACCCACUAGUGAGGUAUGUUACGAACGAGCGCGCGCGGGACUGCUCGUCGGGACCGACCAUUGGGAAUAUAUAGUAUUAAGAGAGCUGCGCACAGGCGGCCCCAAUGAACCCGCCGCCUCGAAAACACGACUUGGCUGGGUGGUGCAUGGAACGGCACCUCAACGAGCGCUUAUCGAAAGGAACAACGUGCUACAUAUUCACGUCAACCGGGAGCGACGUGAUCAACAGCUGCACGACGCGGUGGACGAACACUUCAAAAUUGAAGCUUUAUGCGUCGCGAACAAGCCCCGCGUUAAUGACAACGACAAGCGAGCCAUGUCAACGUUACAACAAACAAUAAAGAAGACCGAGAGCGGAUACGAAGUCGGCUUGCCAUGGAAGCGUGAGGGCGUAACCAUGCCCCUCAGCUACAAUACCGCUCUGCAUCGGCUUCACGGAAUAGAAAAGAGGAUGGAUGGCGCACCGGAGUUCGCCGCAGAAUAUACGCGACAAAUAAACAACUUGCUUCAAAAGAAAUACGCAGUGCCUUGCGACGGUACAGAGUCCGAGAGCGCCGUGUGUUGGUAUUUGCCGCACUUCGCCGUCAGCAACCCGAACAAGCCAGGCAAACAGAGACUUGUGUUCGACUCAGCGGCACAAAGUCAUGGUAUAUGUCUCAACGACGAAUUAUUAGAGGGGCCCGACCUACUGUUGCCCCUACCGGGAAUACUAUUCCGGUUUAGAGAAAGAGCCGUGGCGGUGACAGCGGACAUAAAAGAAAUGUUCCUACAAAUUAAAAUACGCGCCGAAGAUCAGCCUGCACAACAGUUUCUGUGGCGCGGGAACGAACGCAACUCCCCGCCGCAACAUUAUAAGAUGACUUCAAUGAUCUUCGGUGCGGCGAGCUCACCGUUUAUGGCGCAUUACGUACGCAAUCACAAUGCGCAAAUGCACGCCGAUGAAUACCCGAUGGCAUUGGAGGCCAUCACCAACGGCCAUUACAUGGAUGAUAUGGUCGUUAGCUAUAACAGCGUGGAGGAAGCACGUCGAGCCAUUAAAGAAACGCAGAUAGUGCAUGCGGCAGCGGGCUUCACGUUACGCGAAUGGAGCGCAAGCAACGAGCACGUGUUGAAAGACAUACCGAGGGAACUACGCGCCACAACGCCGACCCAGCUGGGGGGUGCACAGCAGACUCCAAAAAUAUUGGGCCUCAUGUGGGACGCUGAACGUGACGAACUGGGUUUCAACACAUCAAUGAACCGAGUGCCGGCCGAGGUGCGAGAACGAGAGCGCCCGCCGACGAAGAGGGAAGCGCUCAGCGCGGUCAUGUCUAUCUACGACCCGCUGGGACUCUUGAGCCACUACACCAUUCGCGCAAAGAUUAUUCUACAAAGUCUUUGGCGUUUACAACUAUCGUGGGAUGAAGCGAUACCCAACGAAGAGAGUGAAUUGUUCACGGAAUGGCUGGCGCAACUGCAACAAGUGGGACAGCUGCGUCUACAACGGUGCUACGUGAAAACAAAAGUGCAAAGUGUCGAGCUACACGUGUUCUGCGAUGCUAGCGAGCAGGCGUAUGCUGCGGUGGCAUAUUGGCGCAUGCUACAGGAAGACGGCCACUACAGCGUACCGAUAGUCGCAGCAAAGGCGAAGGUGGCACCACGACGAACACAAACAAUACCGCGCCUCGAAUUACAGGCGGCGGUAAUGGGCGCACGACUCGCGGACACCAUAAAACGCGAGCAUCGAUUCGAAAUCAAGCGCACGAUAUAUUGGACGGAUUCCUCGACCGUGUUGCAUUGGGUGAGGGACGACACGAAGCGGUAUACUCCAUUCGUCGCUCAUAGACUCGGCGAGAUAGCGGAACUCACCACCAAGACCGAAUGGCGGUGGGUGCCCACGCAACAUAAUAUUGCGGACGACGCAACGAGAAUCAAUCACAUUAGCGUCAACCAACAGCGCUGGUUCAACGGGCCUCACUUUUUAUACCAAGCUGAAGAGCUGUGGCCCACAACAAGAGAUGUACAUGAAGACAACGACGUGGACGUAUUCCACGUGAACGAGCAGCCCGAUAAGUACGGCUGGUUACCGGAUCCCGCACGCUUCUCCAAAUACGAAACAUUGGUGCGAACUGUGGCGCGAGUGUUGGCGUUCAUCGACAUGCGAGUAAAGCGCACGGCUGUAAGGAUGGAGUACAGCCAUGUUGAACGCGCCGAACGACUCCUGAUGCAACGCGCGCAGCACGACAGCUUCUGGGAAGACAUCAAGAGGCUAGAAGAUGCGCGAUCCGUCAACAGGGCCAGCAAAUUAUUCAGGCUGGACCCCGUCUUGGAGGACGGGAUCUUAAGAGUGCGAGGACGAAUCAACGCAGCGAACACACCCGCGAGUAUGAAGAGACCGAUCAUACUCGACGGACUCCACAACAGAAGGGACUCAAGCUAUGCCAACAGUCGAUACCCGAGUCACUACUACGAUACGAGCACCUGCGCGAUAUACUCACUAGAGAGGGCGGGGGUGCGCCAGAAGGGGAUUAAAUCCCGCGCACUCGCCCGUGUCAACACCAACACCAACAAAAACACAAACACGACACCGACACAACCCAAGCCGGCCUUCAAACCGGCCCCACCAACCAAACAAAAUGCUUGGGUGAAGCCUCCGUCCAUAGUGACGCAGGCUAUACCCAGCGUGGCGGCGCCGCCCCCAGCAGCCCCGCUCAUCACGAUUCCUGCGGUACCGAAGCCAUCAGCAGAAGUACCGCAACACCAAGACGGCCAGGCACCCUCUUCCAUCUCGGAGGGGCUACAAAAUUUAAAUAUUAUCGUGGGCUUCCUUCGGGCCUUCGAUAUGAAAGAAGAGUCGUAG